Aethalodelphis obliquidens (Pacific white-sided dolphin) is the source of this 3815-nucleotide messenger RNA. It is a transcript of the gene CNOT4, whose product is annotated as CCR4-NOT transcription complex subunit 4. The record is from RefSeq and is a predicted model, not a curated record. Gene Ontology annotation, molecular function: RNA binding; ubiquitin-protein transferase activity; metal ion binding. The coding region runs from base 302 to 1990 and encodes 562 amino acids. Gene Ontology annotation, cellular component: CCR4-NOT complex. The transcript is spliced from 11 exons. NCBI's taxonomy places the organism in Eukaryota, Metazoa, Chordata, Mammalia, Artiodactyla, Delphinidae. Gene Ontology annotation, biological process: protein ubiquitination.
AGUCUUACCCUAAUGUAAGAUGGUGGCCCGUCUGGCUGUGGAACCCACCGAAAGCUGAGAGUCUCUCUCUCAGCCGUAAAGGUCGGACUCGCUGAAGCAAUCAGGCCCGUUUCUGAAGAGUUUUUUCCCCGACACUCGUUCAGUGGUCUCUUGUGAGGACGCGGCAACGCGUGGAAUCGGAUAAGGGAAAAGCGAGGCAAGGCAGGCGGGUCUUCGAAGUUCUACAGUUUAGUUCCUAGCGCUGAACCUCCUUCUCCCUUAAAUUAUUAUAAACUUUUGCUGCUGUUUAAUAAACGUGAAGAUGUCUCGCAGUCCUGAUGUGAAGGAAGACCCUGUGGAAUGUCCUCUUUGCAUGGAGCCCUUGGAGAUAGAUGAUAUCAACUUUUUCCCUUGCACCUGUGGCUACCAGAUUUGCCGAUUUUGUUGGCAUCGAAUUCGCACUGAUGAAAAUGGGCUUUGUCCUGCAUGCAGAAAGCCAUAUCCAGAAGACCCAGCAGUUUAUAAACCACUGUCCCAGGAAGAACUGCAAAGGAUAAAGAAUGAGAAAAAACAGAAACAAAAUGAGAGAAAACAGAAAAUAUCAGAAAAUCGCAAACAUUUGGCUAGUGUACGUGUUGUACAAAAAAACCUCGUCUUUGUUGUAGGUCUGUCUCAGCGCCUAGCAGACCCAGAGGUUUUAAAACGACCAGAAUAUUUUGGGAAGUUUGGUAAAAUACAUAAAGUUGUCAUCAAUAAUAGCACAUCAUAUGCAGGCUCACAGGGUCCAAGCGCCAGUGCUUACGUAACCUAUAUCCGGUCGGAAGAUGCUCUCAGAGCCAUACAGUGUGUCAACAAUGUGGUGGUAGAUGGCAGAACACUUAAGGCAUCUCUAGGUACAACAAAAUACUGCAGUUACUUCUUAAAGAAUAUGCAGUGUCCAAAGCCUGACUGCAUGUACCUACAUGAAUUGGGGGACGAGGCGGCCAGCUUCACAAAAGAGGAAAUGCAGGCGGGUAAACACCAAGAAUAUGAACAGAAGCUACUUCAAGAAUUAUAUAAAUUAAACCCCAAUUUUCUUCAGCUGUCUACGGGUUCAGUUGAUAAGAAUAAGAACAAAGUGACACCACUGCAGAGGUAUGAUACCCCCAUUGACAAACCUUCCGAUUCUCUCAGCAUAGGGAAUGGUGAUAAUUCCCAGCAGAUAUCUAACAGUGAUACACCUUCACCACCACCUGGUUUAUCAAAAUCCAAUCCAGUCAUCCCCAUCAGUUCAUCCAAUCACAGUGCACGGUCUCCUUUUGAAGGGGCAGUAACUGAGUCACAGUCAUUAUUCUCAGACAAUUUUCGCCAUCCCAACCCUAUCCCAAGUGGGCUUCCUCCUUUCCCCAGUUCCCCACAGGCAUCCAGUGACUGGCCUACAGCACCAGAACCACAGAGCCUCUUCACAUCAGAAACAAUCCCAGUAUCGUCUUCUACAGACUGGCAAGCAGCAUUUGGCUUUGGUUCUUCUAAACAACCAGAGGAUGACUUGGGUUUUGAUCCCUUUGAUGUCACUCGAAAAGCCUUAGCAGACCUGAUUGAAAAGGAACUGUCAGUCCAAGACCAACCUUCCCUUUCGCCCACAUCUCUUCAGAACUCCUCUUCACACACUACAACCGCCAAAGGUCCGGGCUCUGGAUUCCUGCAUCCUGCUGCACCUGCAAAUGCCAACUCGAGUCUCAAUAGUACCUUUUCAGUCUUGCCACAGAGGUUCCCUCAAUUUCAGCAGCACCGAGCGGUUUAUAAUUCAUUCAGUUUUCCAGGCCAGGCAGCCCGCUAUCCUUGGAUGGCCUUUCCACGCAAUAGCAUCAUGCACUUGAACCACACAGCAAAUCCCACCUCAAAUAGUAAUUUCUUGGACUUGAAUCUCCCGCCACAGCACAACACAGGUCUGGGAGGGAUCCCUAUAGCAGUUUAUUUUAGUAGUUCUCACAAGUCAAGGGCUUUCAACUGUGAAUAUCAGUGCAAGUAAUGAAUUGAAGACUUUCAGAUUGUGUAUCUGCUGGCAACUGUUAUUACAGAUCCUGUAAGUUGUUAAAACAGCCUUGUGUUAAAUGUGGCCCAAUGACCUUGGAGUAACUUUAGUGGGGGGAAAUUGUAACCUUGCAGGUACUCUUAAUGUAGACUUAAAGUACAAAUGUCAGAACCAAAAUAAACAGUAAAACAGGUGGCAUUAAAUUUACCCAGCAUUUUUCUGCAGUGCCAAAGAGCAUUUAAGGAUCAACAUGCAUGACACCUAGACUGGUGAUAUCUCUAAUGUUACAGAAUGAAAAAAAUGCUUAUAGUAAUGGCACCAGGAUAUACUACACCCACACUAAAGGGGUGAUUUUAGGUUCAUCUUUGAAGAGCUACUAUAUGCUACACUAUGUAAAAUGAUAGCAUAUCUGCUGAUUUUUUUUUCAAUCAAGGAGGUUGUUGUUUUCAGCAUAAUGAAAAAGAGGGAAAGCUCCACAAGGAUUUAAAGAUGAUAAUACCAUCAUCAUCUCCAAGAAGAAAUGCAGGAAUGCUGACUGCAAUCAACUUUUGUAGCCUAGUGAUGUUUCCUAAUAUGGUGAGAUCUCUUCCCAAGGACUAUACUAGCGUUUAUACUCUGUUAUCAGUCUUGCGUACUGAAAUAAUGUGUCUACGGAGCAGAACAUAGUGAUCUGGAACAUUACUGGGAUGUUUUUAAACAUUGUCGUUUUAUAUGUUGGCAUUUGCAAGAAGACUGACACCCUGAAACCAUUCAUUUUUUUCCUUUACUACAUCUAUAAAUUGAGUAUUCAGCUUAAGGUAAAAGGAGGCCCUGGGUUAUGACUUCAUCAACAAAGUAGGAAGGCUUCUUAUUGGCCUUAAGCUGAGUGUUGGGCUACAUACCAUUGUUGCACUUAUGUUUUCUCUAUUAAAAUAUGUUUUUAUAAAGUUUGUGAUUAUGGAUUACUGAUAUAUAUAUGCCCUAUUCCCUCAUCCCUCACUUAGGGUAUGAUUUGCUACCAGGUAUGGGUUUUUUUGGUUUGUUUUUUGUUUUUACAUCUAAACUAUUAACAUUCACUAAUUAACCUAACAGUGGCCUUCCCCAGUCCCAGAGUCACAAAUAAGAAUGACAUUUCUUGAGUCUUAGUGUAGUCAAUGCUGCAAAACCUCACCUGUAUUUUAAAUGGUAGGUGAUUGGAAUGAAGCUUAUUACUAAAGUAAGCAAAGAUCUUACAUAAUUUCCAAAUAAAUACCUACAGCCCUGCAACCUUAGUUUUAGAACAUGCUUUCAGGUUUUAAUUCCUGACUAGCUGGAGUCUUAUUCUGAUAGUUUGUACUCACCUCUCUCUCCAGUUUCUUUUUCUUUCUUUGGACAAACAAGAAAUUGUUUCUAUCUCUGUGUAACUUAACCACAAUUAGAGGGGGCAGUCUUGACUAGAUCUUAAUGUGCACUACCUGUGUGAUUACCCUACAGGAUCCCUGACAGGCCUGAAUUUUCCCAUUUCAAAGGAGAAGAAAGUGCUCUGUCAGGCUGCUGUUUACUCAGAGUCUCUGGUCAUUUACCUCCCAAUUUCCUUCUCAGUAUCUGGUCUUAUUUCCAAACUAGCUUUUGAUUUUAAAUGAUCAUAUUAUUUUUUUCUUCUGUCUUUUAAAUCAAAACAGCACAUUUAAGCAGAAAGCACAGUCUGGGUUUGGAGUAGAUUGAGUAACAAGUGUCAAAUUGGUAGACUUUUGACAUUGUAAGAUUGGUGUUAUUCACUUUCUCCUACUUCUAAGUUAUUCUAGCUCUUUAAAAAUACAUUCUAGACAAUACUACUAAAAUAAAGUGCUUCACAAAUAUGUGU